Molecule: messenger RNA, 2584 nt
Organism: Ahaetulla prasina
Lineage: Eukaryota; Metazoa; Chordata; Lepidosauria; Squamata; Colubridae
Product: neutrophil cytosol factor 1-like
Exons: 10
Coding region: 57-1184 (375 amino acids)
Biological process (GO): respiratory burst; superoxide anion generation
Cellular component (GO): NADPH oxidase complex; cytoplasm
Molecular function (GO): phosphatidylinositol binding; protein binding; superoxide-generating NADPH oxidase activator activity
Source: RefSeq, a predicted model, not a curated record
AGUGCCAGGAGGACCAUUCUUACCACAAAUUCAAAGGACAGUUCCCAGCACCAGAGAUGGGUGAAUCAAUCAUCUACAUCCGGCAUAUUGAGUUGCUGGGAUUUGAGAAGCGAUUUUUCCCCAGCCAACACUAUGUUUAUAUGUUUUUGGUGAAAUGGCAAGACCUGUCAGAAAAAGUUGUGUAUCGGAAGUUCACGGAGAUCUAUGAGUUCCAUAAAGUUUUGAAGGAAAUGUUUCCAAUUGAAUCGGGGGAAAUUAACACAGAGAGUAGGAUAAUCCCUCACUUGCCAGCUCCACGGUGGUUUGACAGCCAACGCGCCACUGAAAACCGGCAAAAUACUCUGUCCGAAUACUUCUCUGCCUUGAUCAAUCUUCCACGCAAGAUCUCCCGUUGUGUGCACAUCUUAAGCUUCUUCAAAGUCAGACCAGAUGAUCUGAACCCUUCUACUGCAAACCACCCCAAGAAACCAGAAACAUUCCUGAUACCAAAAGAUUCAAAGAAGAUUGCAACAGACAUCACAGGCCCAAUCAUCCUACAGACCUAUCGUGUGAUUGCUGACUAUGAGAAGAACUCUAGCACUGAGAUGGCCAUGAAGGUGGGGGACAUAGUAGACGUGGUGGAGAAGAGCGAGAGUGGUAAGGAAAUAGCUGGCUACAUUUUUUUCCCCCCAUCUUGCAUUUUGUUGGAAGAAAUGUCCUUCUGGGUUCAGUUCCUCCAUGUUGUCCGAAAAGGUUACACAGCUGCUCAGGAAGACGAGAUUUCCCUGAAGGAAGGAGAAACCAUCGAAGUUAUCCAUAAACUGCUUGAUGGUUGGUGGGUAGUCAGGAAGGAAGAGAUCACAGGCUACUAUCCUUCGAUGUAUCUGCAGAAAGCAGGAGAGGAAAACAUGACCGAGAACAGCCAGCUGAGGAAUAAAGUAGCACCACCUCGAAGGUCUAGCAUCAGCAACAUCAAGAGCAUCCACAAGCAAAGUCGUAAACAGAUCACCCAGGAGACGUAUAGGCGGAACAGCGUGAAAUACAUGCAAAGCAGAAAGAAGCUGAAGAACAAAUUCUUGGGCAAAACCAAUAUUAUCGAAGAAACAAAUGAGAAUGAUGAACCCAAGCCUGUAAUUCCUCCGAGACCCAGUAAAGAUUUGAUUCUGAUUCGUUGUUCUGAGAGCACAAAGAAAAAAAUCCAGUGAGGAAGAAACGGAGGAAUUUAUUGCUCCGUCUUUGCUACCAUCACUAAAAAGAACUCGAGUUAUUCAGAAAGAAUCAUCUGAGGAUCUCUUUUUUUUGGAAGAGUUAUUGCAAACGAUCUCUAGUGAUCCCUUUGCAGUUCUUGUGUUCAGAGGGUAUGAUCCUUUUUUCUGCUUGCUUGAUCAACCUUACAGAGAAGUGUUUAGAGCAUAGAAUAACAUAGCACACGGCUAUUACAACUCUACAGUAAUUAUAUAAUUAUAAUUGCACAUAGAAUUUAGCACUGAUGACUUCUUACAAUUUUUUUCCAUAGUCUUUCUUAUUGUAUAAUCAGUUGAAUCAAGGUGGUAAAGCUAUGCUGAACUGAGUUAGUGUUAAAUCAGUUAAGUUUCUUUUCCCCUGGGUUUGUACAUUUUGCCAACCAAUGCCUGCUUAAAAAGAGUAUUUAUAACUCAGUGUUCUUGGUUUCUCUGAGCGUAGGUUGUUUUCCUGCAGAUGUGUCAUUACCAGAUUUGGUAAUAUCAUCAGUGUAGGGGGCAGAAUGGAGUUUCUUGGUGGUUUAUAUGAUAAUGGCCAGCCCUGCCAGUUGUGAUUGGAGUGUGAUUUCUUCUUUGGGCAAUCAAAGACUUUCACUCUCACCUAUCACUAAAAAUACCAUGAACAAAAUGAGUCUCUUUAAGUAGUUUAUGACUCAAAUGUAUUGUCCGAAUCCAGAAAACAGGUUAAUUCAGUAACCAAGUUAAGUAUGUUGUAAGAAUUGCAUUCAUGCACUAUUCUUGGCCAUUUUAAAUCCUGAUAAUAGUAUUUUUCCUACAUUCAAAGUCUGCUGAGUUUUCACUUCAAUGUAGUAUCUUGUUUGAGGGAUGUUAUUUGUUUGCAGUUUAGCUCCUUUGGUUAGUUUGUGUUCAAUAUAUUAAUGAAGUUAAAUGGUAGGUUUAGGUUUUAUGAUUAGUUUAUUAUGUACGACUAAUUUCAUUGGGAUUAUAAUUUGUAAAUAUAUGACAAUAUAUUUUAUUCUUAUCGCAUGUGUCUAAUUACUGUUUAGAUCUGAUUGUUUUUUUAUUGUAAUUACAGCAUUGAAAUUGUUUUUCUUUCUGCAAAUCCAGAAAAAAGGCUUUCUAUAGCCACAGAGUGAGUGAGCACAUAUGUCCGUAGACGUUGUGAAUCUUGAUCAGUGGGGUAACUGGCACUGUAGGGCAGACACCAACAUUGAGCUUAUGAUUAUUAUGAUGCACAAGUCUAUCAACUUAGUAUAUUUAUUUUUCAUGUGCCAAAUACCCAUACAUAAGAUAGGUUGCUUUCUAAAAUAUGUUUUGGAUAGAUGGGAUCUUGCUUUACAACCAUUGUAUUGCACUUGUAACAUCUGUAGCUAUAUGAUUAAUAAACAACCUGGAGUAAACAA